Messenger RNA from Rotaria socialis, 588 nucleotides. NCBI's taxonomy places the organism in Eukaryota, Metazoa, Rotifera, Eurotatoria, Philodinida, Philodinidae. The record is from the annotation of a GenBank genome assembly.
AUGAACUACAAUAGAACAAAUUAUCCACAAUUAUCUCAAGAUGAAAAAAAAGUUACAUCUCGUUGGAUACCCCAUCAACUGAAUGAUGAACAAAAGCAAGAACGAGUUCGACUUUGUCGUGAAAAUUUAGCAAAAUUUCGUGAUGGUUCCUGGCGAUUAUGUGAUAUUAUUACAGGUGAUGAGACGUGGAUUUACCAUAGGCAGAUUCAUCACAAGUCAACAAAAAGAACUUGGAUUGGCGAAGGUGAAUCACCACGUACUAUCGUUCAUCGACGCAAAUUUGAACGAAAAAAUUUAUUUUCUAUAUUCUUUAAAUCAAAUGGUCCUGUUCUAAUACAUGCUGUUGAUAAAAUACGGAAACAAAGAAAGUCAAAUGGUACUAAAGGCAUCAAAUUGCUUCACGACAAUGCUUCACCCCAUCGUCAUUCAGAUGUUAUUAAUUAUUUAACAGAAGAAGGUAUCAAUAUAAUACCACAUCCACCAUAUUCACCUGACCUUGCACUCUAUGAUUAUUGGCUAAAUGAUUACAUCAAACAGAAUUUAACUGAGAAACCAGAUGAAAAAUCAUUGGCUCGUGCAGUUUCCUAG